AUAAUUUAUUCAGCAAGAAGUGUGUGGAGAAGAUAGAAAAUCAUCACGCUACACAUAAAAUAGUUGAAAUACAAAAAUUGAUUUAUGAAAGGGGUUGUCCCAUUAUAUUUAGCCUCGUGAACUUCAAAAUAAUUUCAUUUUUUCUACAAACUUCGAGUAGCAUUUGUCCUCAACGUUAAAAUCCGAUCCAGGGGAGGAUAGCUCAUAGAUGGAGCACCAACGUUGGAUGGUCAAUAUGCACAUAAAUGUCUAUGAUUCCUCGUUUAAUUAAGACCGUUGGUAACUAUACCCACUACUUUUUUUAACGAUCCAUACUGUUCAACAAAGAUUUUAAGAAGCGACAAAAAGUUCAGAGGAGCAGGGUCUUAAUCAUUAUUCUCAUAAAACUGUACAAUUGGCUUCAAAGCUUGACAGAAUCUUAAAAAUCCUUUCUAUGAGUUGUGCAGACUCUCGAGGGAGAUCUUAUGUCUUUUUAAGUACCCGAAGUUUUUAAGCUCGAACACGAAUCAAAACCAAAAUUUGGAUAUGGGUAUUUCGAAGCAGGCUCUUAUUUGUAGCAGGAGCAUGCUAAUUAUUUUGUUGUUCGUGUCGGUAUCAGCUUGGUGUGUGACGGGAGAAGCAGAAAAGGUAUCAGUGGACCUUUACUACGAAUCCCUAUGCCCUUACAGUGCAAAUUUCUUUGUUAAUUACCUCGACAAGUUCUUUACAGAUGGGCUUAUCGAUAUUGUUGACCUGAAACUUUUCCCUUAUGGAAAUGCAAAGAUUGGCCCCAAUGAAACUAUCAGUUGCCAGCAUGGUCCAUAUGAGUGUGUGCUCAAUACCGUUGAAGCAUGUGCAAUUGAUGCAUGGCCUGCUUUGAACCAGCACUUUCCAUUCAUUUCCUGUAUUGAAAACUUUGUGUUGGCACAUGAAGCAACUGAGUGGAAAACAUGUUUUGAAAAGACCAGCUUGGACCCGAAGGUUAUCAAAGAUUGUUUUGAAAGUGGACAUGGGAAAAAGUUGGAGUUACAGUAUGCAGAAGAGACAAACAGUCUAGAACCACCACAUCAAUAUGUGCCAUGGGUUGUAUUGAAUGGUCAGCCACUUUAUGAGGAUUACGAGAAUGUAGAAGAAUAUAUAUGCAAAGCAUAUGAAGGAACUCUGCCUCAGGCUUGUGGAAGUCUCUUGGAAAGACAGUUUUCAGCAAAUGUAAAAGGAAAGGGGGAUGGCAAUAGGUUUUGCAUGAAGGAUACUCUACUAAGCUCAAUUUAGAUUACCCAAUUGUGAAAUGAGAAAGCUACAUGUUACAUUUGCGUUAUCUUUACAAGAAUGCUUUGUUUUAUCUUUUGCAUAUCUCAAACAAUUUUUAUUUGAUCAGAUGUGUUUAUGCUUUAUAUGCUUUGCUGUAAUUGAAAAUGGGAAGGAAUGUACCUGAACAAAGAACCAUACAUGGAGACUAUACAUUGUAAAUUAUCUCCGUUUCUUUUUUCAUACUUUGGAUAACUUUGUGCAUAAUUUGUAUAGUCAAUAAAGAUAUUUUAUUAAAUUUUAAAGUACUAUCAAUUUAAGGUCCA
Molecule: messenger RNA, 1553 nt
Organism: Cryptomeria japonica (Japanese cedar)
Lineage: Eukaryota; Viridiplantae; Streptophyta; Pinopsida; Cupressales; Cupressaceae
Product: gamma-interferon-responsive lysosomal thiol protein
Exons: 5
Coding region: 526-1251 (241 amino acids)
Molecular function (GO): oxidoreductase activity, acting on a sulfur group of donors, disulfide as acceptor
Source: RefSeq, a predicted model, not a curated record